AUGACACCGAGGGGAAAUAGUAAAGUACAAGCCGUGGAUCAUUGGCCACAUUCGUUAUACAGUGAUGAUCUUCCUGGGGGUCACGUCGCUUUGGAAGUCAGGGCUAAAUCGACGCCCGCGAAACCACUGCCAAACAAGGCGAAGCCUACGAAACCCGGAAGUGUACCAACAAAGCCGGAACCCACUCCAUCAGUAGUUAAGCCCUCGCCAAACAUCGGUCUAUCGAGAUCAUCGAGUCCGUCAACGGCACCAACUACCAAGCCUCUACCUUUCGUCAAAGAACCGCGUCCCACAAAAGCCUACAAUAUAUGCAAUCUUCCUGCGUUUGACUGUGACACCGAAGUCGAGGAUUAUGUCGACGCACUUGGAGAACGCAGCAUCGAUGGCAUCAACGACUCGAUAGCCAAAGAGCUUGACAAGCGGUCGUCGCCACGGACAUACUCGGUUGUAGUUGGCGGUGGUACCCCGACCAUGAUGAUGACAUCCUUACCCUAUCCUCUUGAAGCGAAACUGUUUCCAGCUGGCAGUCCCAAAGUCAUCCUCGAUUUUGCCACUGACAAUGUGCGCGACGCCAAUUUCAAGAAGUUUACUACUGUUCCAUCCCGUACCAAGCCCAGCACGUACAUUGUGGAGCACAUUGUGGAGCUUCAAAGCAUUAUGUUGUUCAUCAAGGCCGCCAUCCGGGCUAAGAAGGUGAAGGGUGUGAAGACGCUUUCUAAGCAUGUAGAUAUCAACUUCUUCACCAAGCAUUGGAACACAGACAAUGUACAGGUGCAACAGAAGAUCUCGAGUCGUCCCACACCCUUCACAGGCUAUAGUCCCAAGGACCCCCUCUCUUCGCUUAACGACCUCGUCUUCGAAGCUAUGGGCUCCAAGAGUAAUACCGCCGAUUUCGUUCUCUGUGAACAGGGCGUCAACUCGAUAAAGGCAAAGCUAUGGGCCCACGUAAGUCCUAAUGACAAGGAUAAAUGGCAGAGCGUUGCAAAAGAUGCAGCGGACGGUUCCAUUCCGUCGAAUAUGCAUCUGGCUGGUUUGCGAUCUGUCCUAGGUGUCCACAACUACAUGAACGACCCUGAUGUGGAACAGAGGCUCCAGGACACGGUCAAAAACAUAAAAACCGAAUUUGGCAACUUUAAGGCUAUCACCGGAGAAGACGUAACAGACGUUAAGGGCAAAGCAGUUGAUUUACCCGCGCUAUGGGUUGAAUUCAUGACUGCACAGCUCCAGAAAGUCACAGAGAGUGGCACCAAGUGGAUUAUCGAGCAGGCCGAUUUCGCAACUCCUAAAUACAAGGCGCACUUGGUCGACCUACAGACAGCCAUGAAACGUAUCACCGACGAGGAAGCACUCAAAGAUGACACAAAACGCCAAGCAGCAAUCGACGCGAGAACAGAAGAGUCAAACAAACUCAUCAAACAACUUCCCGACGACAAGAACGCCUUGUCUCAAGCCAAGACUGCACUAGACACAGCAGAACAAGCCGCAAACGCAGCCACCGCCGCUCUGAAAAGCGCUACGCCCGCAACCAAACCAGCGCUACAGGAUGACAAAAAGAAGAAGCUCCGCGCAUAUCGUGACGCCAAGCAGACUUACUACCAAGCACUUGUCACAAAGGGCAGGCGGGAGAGAGACAUCAUCAAGCUCAGACGAGCCGAACUGACCUCUCUCAUCAAAGACAUCGAGGCAGACAUCCAACAAAUGACUGACUAUCGCGCGGCGGCAGUCGCAAUGAAGACCCCGAAGGCCGAGUGAGACGGCUUGAUGCCCACUACCCCGUCUUGUAGUCUCUAUGGUCGCCCACUGGAUCAUGGGGCAUACGCAGCUUUGCUACAUCAAUAUUCUGUCACCCAGGGUCGUCUGACCGGCCAUUUGGUGGAACGCAGCAUCAGGCAGAACGGAACGAGAAUCUUAGGAGGUCCCUUUGAUAUUGAAUUGUAAGCGCUUCAUUGGAGUUAUUCAGUAGUAGGUCUGCGACUUCUCAGCUGCAGUAACGACGGGUUGGAUCCUACAAAUGUAGCAAGUGGCUGGUCGGGUGUACCUAGUCGCAGUACACAAUCCACCUUACAUCGUAGCACUAGAUAUCAAUGUGCAUGCAUCGUAUAGUCGGUCC
This is a messenger RNA of Boeremia exigua, 2110 nucleotides long. RefSeq lists its product as uncharacterized. Lineage: Eukaryota; Fungi; Ascomycota; Dothideomycetes; Pleosporales; Didymellaceae. The transcript has 4 exons. Bases 1 to 1752 code for a protein of 583 amino acids. The record is from RefSeq and is a predicted model, not a curated record.